This is a messenger RNA of Lolium rigidum, 1447 nucleotides long. RefSeq lists its product as uncharacterized. Gene Ontology annotation, cellular component: cytoplasm. Bases 110 to 1228 code for a protein of 372 amino acids. The record is from RefSeq and is a predicted model, not a curated record. The transcript is spliced from 10 exons. Lineage: Eukaryota; Viridiplantae; Streptophyta; Magnoliopsida; Poales; Poaceae.
CGCUGGCUCAGCGAGUGAUAAAUACGUCCGGCCGGUGUGUCCGUGUGUGCACAAGCAUAGCUGCAGAUCGAGUGUAGUAGCCAGAUCAACACAGAGCUGCCAAGGAUCCAUGGCGUCGUUGCAGGUCGGCGCCGGCGGUGGCGUGGGGUUCUGCUUCGGCCCAUUGGACGGAGGCCGGCGGAGGGCGAGGAGGGCAGUGCUGCGGCCGCCGAGGGCGUCGGCGACGGUGGCGGAGGAUCAGGAGAAGGUGAGGCUGGGCGAGUCUAGCGUGGCGGUGAGCAAGCUCGGCAUCGGCGCAUGGUCGUGGGGCGACACCACUUACUGGAACGACUCCGAGUGGGACGACAGGAGACUGAAGGAGGCUAAAGCAGCGUUCGACGCCAGCGUCGACAGCGGGAUGACCUUCUUCGACACCGCUGAAGUAUACGGCACGGCGCUCAUGGGAGCAGUGAAUUCAGAAAGUCUACUGGGAGAUUUCAUCAGAGAGAGGAAGAAGCAGGGGGCAGUGGACGUGACGGUGGCGACCAAGUUCGCGGCGCUACCGUGGAGGUUCGGCCGCGGCAGCGUCCUCUCCGCGCUCAAGAAGUCGCUGGAACGCCUGGGCCUCCCCUCCGUCGAGCUCUACCAGCUCCACUGGCCGGGGCUAUGGGGAAACGAAGGGUACCUUGAUGGCCUUGCUGACGCGUACGACCAAGGUCUCGUCAAGGCUGUCGGAGUCUCCAACUACAAUGAGAAACGGCUCCGAGACGCGCACGCGCGGCUGAAGAAGAGGGGCGUCCCGCUCGCCGUCAACCAGGUGAACUACAGCCUCAUCUACAGGACGCCCGAGGAGAACGGCGUCAAGGCCGCCUGCGACGAGCUCGGCGUCACCCUCAUCGCCUAUUCUCCAAUCGCCCAAGGUGUUCUGUCAGGGAAAUACACUCCGGAGAACCCGCCUACGGGUCCUCGAGGAAAUACAUACACUCCCGAGUUUCUCACCAAGCUCCAACCACUCAUGAACAGAAUCAAAGAGAUUGGAGUGAGCUACGGCAAGAACCCAACUCAGGUGUCUCUGAACUGGCUGACCUGCCAGGGCAAUGUGGUGCCGAUCCCAGGGGCGAAGAACGCCGGGCAGGCCAUGGAGUUCGCCGGCGCGCUCGGGUGGAGCCUCACCGCCGACGAGGUCGAGGAGCUGCGGACCCUCGCGCGCGAGAUCAAAGGCAUCAAGAUGCCCAUCGAGGAGUCGUGAUGGAUCAUCACUCUGAACUGUACCACGUGUCAUUGUGCAUCGCAUGAUUGAUCAUCCCAACCCAUGUAGUAGAAGUAGAUGUAGAAAUAAACAAACCGGGCAAGUUUCAGCCGGUGCCAGCCAGUUUUCUGUUAAAUUGACAUUGUUGUCAAAAUGACUGAUUUGUGUGUACUAUAGUUCUAUGGUUUUGCUAAUUCUGAAUCAUGUAAGAUUUACGUA